Molecule: messenger RNA, 640 nt
Organism: Ilex paraguariensis (yerba mate)
Lineage: Eukaryota; Viridiplantae; Streptophyta; Magnoliopsida; Aquifoliales; Aquifoliaceae
Source: the annotation of a GenBank genome assembly
CCCUCGCUCUCUCUCAACUAUGGCGACAACUAAAUACAGGAGGGACUCAGAAGAAGAAGCAUUGUUUCGCUCCUACCCAUAUGCUCUAUACUUCGUACAUAGCCCAUCCACAGUCUCUCAUGCCAAUAGCGGCGAGCUCAGAAACAACAAUGAAUCAGCAUUCCACUCUCCUCUCCGAUCCGAAACCUCCAUGAACAACCCAAUUACAAGCACAGGCCAAGAAGCUACACAAUUUGCACUCUCUCGAUACUCUUCUCGUGGAUCAAACAACUCGUUCUUGCACGAGAAAAAGAUGGUCUAUGAUCUUCAAAGCCAUGGGAAUGGGACCGAGAAUGGCGACACCCGUCCGGUUUUCGCAAAAGAAGAGAUCGGUGAAGAUGAAGAAGAUGAGGAUGAGGAGGCUGAAGAGGAAUUGUUUGGGAGGAAAGGUGUGUGGUUGAGAUAUUUCUCUUUUGGUUAUUCUUCUUCGUUUGCGUGGAUGUUUCUGCAGAUAAGUUGGAGGUUUAUGGUGAGCUUUGGAGUUGCAUUGCUUGUUUUCUAUUUAGCUACUAAGCCUCCACCACCAAAGAUGUCUAUUAAGAUUAAAGAGUGGUCUUCUUCGUGGAAUGGUUGUGCGACGGAAUAUGUUAGAAACGUUUAG